CUCUCUCCUCCACUCACUCUGCUUUCAUUUAUCCCUCCAAGUGUCCGGACCAAAACCCCCAAAACGGCUACAUUCCGGAGGACUACUUAUCUUUUUUCCCCCCUCCCGUCUCGACGCUUUUCUGCCUCUAUUGAAUCCUCCCCACCAAAAGAAACAUUCCUACUUCCUGAUUUUAUCACUCAUCGUUUUUGUUGAACGUCUCCGGUGUCGAGACUUUGGUUGGACCUCUUUUUUUUAAUGCUCAUUCAAAAUUUCAAGUCAAGUGUUUUUAAGUAGUCCUUUAAAAAAACGACCCACACAAACAGGCGCUUUUUGGCAUCCUUUCCUCUUCCGUCCACGUGUAGUGUAAAGUUAAGUGUUAAAAUUGGUCGACAAUGGCAGGUUUGAACUCUCUGGAUGCUGUCAAGCGGAAGAUCCAGUGUUUGCAGCAGCAGGCGGACGACGCCGAGGACCGGGCUCAGGUCCUGCAGAGGGAGCUGGACAGCGAACGAGAGCUUCGGGAGAAAGCGGAGGGUGAUGUCGCGGCUCUGAACCGUCGCAUCCAGCUGGUGGAGGAGGAGUUGGACCGGGCCCAGGAGAGGCUGGCCACAGCGCUGCAGAAACUAGAGGAGGCUGAGAAGGCUGCAGAUGAGAGCGAGAGAGGAAUGAAGGUGAUCGAAACCCGAGCGAUGAAGGACGAGGAGAAGAUGGAGAUUCAGGAGAUGCAGCUGAAGGAGGCAAAGCACAUCGCCGAGGAGGCCGACCGCAAAUACGAAGAGGUGGCUCGCAAGCUAGUGAUCCUGGAAUUAGAUCUGGAGCGAGCCGAGGAGAGGGCCGAGCUCUCAGAAUGUAAAGCCGGCGACCUGGAGGAGGAGCUGAAAAAUGUGACAAACAACCUGAAGUCCUUAGAAGCCCAAUCGGAGAAGUACUCAGAAAAGGAGGACAAGUACGAGGAGGAGAUCAAAAUUCUCACUGACAAACUGAAGGAGGCUGAAACUCGUGCAGAGUUUGCAGAGAGGUCAGUGGCCAAACUGGAAAAGUCGAUUGAUGACCUGGAAGAAAAAUUGUCACAUGCCAAAGAGGAAAAUCUGGACAUGCAUCAAGUCCUGGACCAGACCCUGCAGGAACUAAACAGCUUAUAAACGUGCGCGCGCGCGCGCGCACACACACACACACACACACGGAUGAGAUAUAACAUUCCAUAAAUGUUCAACUCCAUUCCACAGCAUUCCUUGAGUAAGACGGGAUUAACUUGAUGUCGCUUGAUCUUCUUUUCAUCAUCAUCAUUAUAUAUAUAUUUUUUAUAUAAAAUGCAAUUUUGGAAGUUAAACACACAGAUACUCUGAAACUGCACAAAUUGCCUCCCAGCAAUUUAUUUUGACCACUUUAAAUAGAAACUUUUCAGUUUUGCUUUGCCCCCAUCCAGCCACACCUCCCAAACGAGGAAGAAGCACAAAUGGAAGUUUACUCAAUGGCAGCAUGAAUAUGCAGCGACACCCAGUGGUGAAAUGCAGCUAGUGAACACAAGCAGUAACCUUGUGUCAGUCCAGUCCAACACAGCACCCAAUUGUGUUUCAGAAUAGGCAUUUUUUUUUUCUUUAAGGUCUGGUACAAUACAGUUAAUUUAAACCGUAUUACGUUAUUGCCGAUGAGUUAAUUUUCCAUUUAAAAAAAUCUUACUUGUGUAAAAUUGCAAUAAUGUAGCCAAUAUUUAGAUUUAAUAUGCAAGUGUAACCCCCAAACCACUGGAAGCAUUGUCAAAUAAGUUCAGCCACGGAUCAUUACUGUAUAUACAUAAUGUUAGGUGCAGUACAGACUCUUUUUUGUGUGCGUUAUUUUUAUCACUUCUUAAUGCCGAGGGAACUUUCAAAACCAAAGAAAACUCACACCAUGCACAAUAAAUUGUCAACACCAUUUUUUAAUGUCAUCUCAUGCCAGAGCCAAUUAAAAUAGCCUCCAAUUGUGAUUAAAUACAUAUUUGAAGUAUUUCAUAAAUCAAAUCCCAUCCAUGUCACCGAAUAAAUGUUUUACAAAACGUUG
Messenger RNA from Hippocampus zosterae (dwarf seahorse), 2019 nucleotides. Its product is annotated as tropomyosin alpha-1 chain. The transcript has 8 exons. Gene Ontology annotation, biological process: actin filament organization; regulation of DNA-templated transcription; muscle contraction. Gene Ontology annotation, molecular function: DNA-binding transcription factor activity; actin filament binding. The record is from RefSeq and is a predicted model, not a curated record. Gene Ontology annotation, cellular component: actin filament. Bases 375 to 1121 code for a protein of 248 amino acids. Lineage: Eukaryota; Metazoa; Chordata; Actinopteri; Syngnathiformes; Syngnathidae.